AUGAAGACAAUUAAUUGUUACUUGCUGUUACUUUGCUGGAAAGCAAUUUGUGGUAAUAUCUGUGAGCUGUCCAAUAUCACCAUAGCAGUGGAGAAGGCAGAGUGCAGGUUCUGCAUUAGUGUGAAUGCCACCUGGUGCUCUGGAUACUGCUUCACAAGGGAUCCAGUGUAUAAGUACCCCCCAGUAUCAUCAGUUCAGCAAACCUGUACUUUCAAGGAACUUGUUUACGAAACAGUGAAGAUCCCUGGCUGUGCUGACCAUGCUGAAUCAUUUUAUUCAUAUCCAGUGGCUACCGAGUGCCAUUGUGAGUCAUGUGAUACUGACAACACUGACUGCACUGUGAGAGGCUUAGGACCAAGCUACUGCUCCUUCAACCAAAACCAAAGCAAAGAAUAA
Molecule: messenger RNA, 396 nt
Organism: Gopherus evgoodei (Goodes thornscrub tortoise)
Lineage: Eukaryota; Metazoa; Chordata; Testudines; Testudinidae
Gene: FSHB
Product: follicle stimulating hormone subunit beta
Exons: 2
Coding region: 1-396 (131 amino acids)
Biological process (GO): G protein-coupled receptor signaling pathway
Cellular component (GO): cytoplasm; extracellular region
Molecular function (GO): hormone activity
Source: RefSeq, a predicted model, not a curated record